CUCGACGACAUUUCUCCCCUCCGUCCUCUCCUCUUCGUCGCUGGUCCUGACACCGCCGGGGAGCCCUGCACACCGCGCAGACAUGGCCGAGAUAGGGAAAGGGGUCACCGCCGGGAAACUGGCCAUCAACGUCCAGAAGAGGCUCACCAGAGCGCAGGAGAAGGUUUUGCAGAAACUCGGCAAAGCAGACGAGACCAGAGAUGUUGUGUUCGAGGAGAUGGUGGCCAACUUCAACAAGCAGAUGGGUGAAGGCACCAAACUGCAGAAAGACCUGAAAGCCUACCUGGCAGCAGUGAAAACGAUGCACGACGCGUCGCGGCGGCUGCAGGACUGUCUGGCUGACAUGUACGAACCCGAAUGGUUUGGCAAAGAGGAGAUAGACGCCUUGGCGGAGGACACAGACACUCUGUGGUUAGAUUACCACCAGAACCUCACGGACAAAUCUUUGACCUGCAUGGACACGUACCUGGCUCAGUUUCCUGAGAUUAAGGCUCGUAUAGCGAAGCGCGAGCGGAAGAUGGUGGACUUUGACAGCGCCAGGCAUCACUUCGCCUCCUUACAGAAAGGCAAGAAGAAGGACGAGGCCAAGAUCGCCAAGCCAACAGCCCUGUUGGAGAAGGCGGCUCCCAGCUGGGCUCAGGGUUUGAUAUCAGCCCACCAGGUGGCUCAGACUAACCUCUCCUACAACCAGGCGGAGGAGGAGCUGGGCCGAGCUCAGAAGAUUUUCGAGGAGAUGAACGUGGAGUUACAAGACGAGCUUCCAUCACUGUGGGACAGUCGUGUUGGCGUCUAUGUUAACACAUUCCAGGGCAUGGCAGGUCAUCAGGAGAAGUUCCACAGAGAAAUGAGCAAGCUCAGCCAAAACCUGAACGACAUCAUGACCAAACUGGAAGAGCAGCGGCAGCUGAAAAAAGAUGGUACUGCAGCAGCCAAGACAGGAGAUGCUGCGAAGAGCGAGGAAGCCAACCACAGCGAGGCGGCCAGCUCACCAGCAAAGGCGGUGCAGAGGCCCGGGCCUCCUCCCAGCCGGCCUCCGCCCAGACUGACGCCGUCCCCAGACCAGAGGCAGCAGCCUGCCGACGUGUAUGCGGACGAGGCCUCAGCAGCUGACGAUAACACAGAAUCCGCUGCCACAACACCGCAGAGUGCGGUGACCAAUGGCUCCGAUGGCGAACUCCCUCCAGGAUUCAUCUACAAGGUAAAAGCAAUACAUGAUUAUGCUUCCACUGAUGGUGAUGAGCUGGAGCUGAAGAUGGGAGAUAUUUUGCUGGUUGUGGCCUUUGAUAACCCAGAUGAACAGGAUGAUGGCUGGCUCAUGGGUGUGAAGGAGUCUCACUGGAUGCAGCAUAAAGAUAUUUCAGUCAAAGGUGUUUUCCCCGAGAACUUUACCCAGAAGGUUUGAGGUUAAUGCUGCAUAAAGAUUCUUCCCCCUUCCUCUGCCCCAACUCCCCAGAUAUCCUAUUUGGGAAAGAUAUGGUUGAAUGAUUGCUAAAUGUCUAUCUACACACCAAAAUGUAAAACAACAUGAUCAGAAAUGAGCACUGAAAUACAAAGACAGCUAUGGCUAUGAUACCAAAUGAUUUGUUUGUGCAGUUGAAAACAGUGCCAGUUAUGUUCAAUGAUCUCAAUAACAAAUUUACAUUAAACAAAUUAAACAACUGUUAAGUUAAAAGAGAGACUUUGGUUUUGCCCCGACUCAUAACCUUGUGCUAAAUGAUGCACAAUCUAAAAUGUUUGAGAUGUUAGAUUAUACACCCAAAAUUACUUAACUUACCAAUUUGUUUUGAUUUGUUCUUACUCAAUUAUUUACAUUUUUGCUGAACUCAGACGAAACACAAAGCAGUGUGUUAGUAUUUGAAAAUGAGAAGUAAGUCAUGGAUGUACUGUAUGAAUGUCAAAAUAUUUUAUGUUGUGUAUUGUCAUCGGUUUUUGAAAAAAAUAAUGUUUUGAGAACUUUUCACAGUUCCUUGCAUGAAACAUAAUUGUAUCGUCAUUUACUUUGUAACACAACAAACACUGUGACACCAGGUUUGGAUAAACGUGGGAUCGCUUAUGAAAUGUGGCUGUGAUUGUCUGAAAAAUGCAGGUGUCCUAGACUAGAGCCCUGAGGAACACCGCAAAUAUAAAACAGUAUGUUUGCAGGGCUUUGCCUUGCAUUAUCAAAAUCUUUUACAGUGGGAUUUUAGGAUUGUCAAAGGGAACAGUAGUUUUUCAUUUAUUUUAUUGGCCAUUUUGAGGACAGAACUUUGAUGUGUGGCUUAAGUUUUCUAAUGCACAUACGGUUUUAUUUUGAUUUUUGAGUCAUCUUUUCAUUGACGGAUGACAUACAAAACCUUAUCAUCAAACUCAGCUGCUGAUUUUUUUCCUUCAUCUUCUUUAGUUACCACUAUUUAUGAUCACUGAUUUAGAUGCUAUACUCUUGAGACAGGAGAUGUAUGUUAUUUGACUCUUUCUAAACAUUUUUAAUUUGGAUUUGAGUCUGGAUCUCUGUGCUCUUUUUUGACUGGACCUUCUUUUCCUGUAUUAAGUAUAACACUGGAUCAGAUCUGGAGAUACAAUUUAUUUUAUUUUUUCACUAAAAAAACAAGGUUAGACUGCAUGCUGAGAGUCCAUUGCGACAACGUAAUCAGCUAUAUGAGAGGCUGAGGCGAAAACAUAAAAUUUAAACCUUUGUCUGGUUUAAAAUGAUGAGCCUGUCCUCCAGAAUAGUUAAGGUCUAAACAAAUACCCUGCAGACAACAAAGUGAAACUGAAAAUAUUUUAAAUUAUGAACAAUGAAGCAGUCCGUGUGGUAACUAAUGCACCAUCUGUUGGUUCAAAUCAGUGUCAUUAAAGAUGAAUGAAACAUG
Thunnus maccoyii (southern bluefin tuna) is the source of this 2849-nucleotide messenger RNA. RefSeq names its product bridging integrator 1b (gene bin1b). Gene Ontology annotation, cellular component: synaptic vesicle; cytoplasm; plasma membrane. The record is from RefSeq and is a predicted model, not a curated record. The coding region runs from base 83 to 1402 and encodes 439 amino acids. NCBI's taxonomy places the organism in Eukaryota, Metazoa, Chordata, Actinopteri, Scombriformes, Scombridae. The transcript has 16 exons. Gene Ontology annotation, molecular function: phospholipid binding; tau protein binding.